This is a messenger RNA of Anthostomella pinea, 2085 nucleotides long. NCBI's taxonomy places the organism in Eukaryota, Fungi, Ascomycota, Sordariomycetes, Xylariales, Xylariaceae. The record is from the annotation of a GenBank genome assembly.
AUGGACGAGCACGUCAGUUACGGAUCUCCAGCCAAUGGAGCUUCUCCGGGCAGUAAUCCCAUCCUUGCGCAGCCGCCACUCCAGGCGGAUUCAUCAGGUGCGAAUGAGCAUUUUGAAGAUGUGCAGAUGUCCGAGGUCCUCUCUACUGAGCCGGCGAUCAAGCAAGAUAGCGCCACGCCUGCACCGGCCGGUACUUCGGACAACCCUCUCGAUGCGCCGCCUGCACCACCUGCCGAGUCCACGUUAGCGAAAGAGGACGAGGAAAUGGGCGACGCGCAGGCGGGGCCCAAGGAUGGACAGGCGCUGGAGAAGGAGGGCGAGGAGGGCGCUCCAGGUGCUGAGGGCGGCGUUCAAGAAGUGAAGUCCAAAGAGAGCAUCGAGAAUGCUGCGCGCGAACAUCUCAUCUCUCAGACACAUGCCAUCGUGCUUCCCAGCUACAGUACCUGGUUCGACAUGAACAAUAUCCACAGCAUCGAGCGUAAGGCGCUUCCAGAGUUUUUCAACAGCCGCAACCGAAGCAAGACACCGCAUGUCUACAAGGACUACCGCGAUUUCAUGAUCAACACCUACCGAUUGAACCCCGUCGAGUAUCUGACCGUCACUGCGUGCAGAAGAAACCUGGCGGGUGAUGUGUGCGCCAUCAUGCGCGUCCAUGCUUUCCUCGAGCAGUGGGGGUUGAUCAACUACCAAGUUGAUGCAGACCAGCGUCCAUCCCAAGUCGGCCCACCGUUUACCGGGCAUUUCCAAAUCAUCUGCGAUACCCCUCGCGGAAUCCAGCCGUGGCAGCCAUCAGCAGACCCAAUCGUCACUGAAGGCAAGAAGAGCCAAGAGACAGAUCAGAAGGCCAAUGCAGGACCUAGUGCUGCUGGCGACCGAAACCUAGAGAUUGGCCGCAACUUUUACGAUGCAAACGCGAAAGGAUCGAAGCUUACGAAGACCGAGAGCAAGACGAAUGGCGAGCCUGCAGCCACGAACGGUACUGGAAGCGCUUCCCCGGGUGCAGAUGACGACCUGAAAGGCCCUAUUAAGAAGGUCAACUGCCAGAACUGCGGAGUUGAUUGCACUCGUGCCUACUAUCAUCUGCCAGAAGCGAACUCCGCAAACAAGGCGAAAUACGAUGUGUGCCCUAGCUGUUACCUGGAAGGCCGGAUACCCAGCAACCAGACCAGCAACCAGUUCCUCAAGAUGGAGAACAAGGCCUACUCGACAAUCCUCGAUCGCGAUGCUCCGUGGACGGAUGCCGAGCUCCUUCGACUUCUCGAGGCCUUGGAAAGAUACGAUGAUGACUGGGCGGAGAUUGCUGAGCACGUAGGUACGCGUACACGGGAAGAAUGCGUCCUGCAGUUCCUGCAAUUGGACAUCGAGGACAAAUAUAUCGAAACCGAAGCUCCCAUCCAUGCCCCUGCCGGUCUCCCAAUGCUAGGGAAGGACGCUGGCUUUCUCCCUUUCAGCCAAGCUGACAAUCCUGUCAUGUCUGUCAUCGGUUUCCUCGCUAGUCUAGCAGAUCCUAAGUCGACAGCUGCUGCGGCUCAGAAGUCUGUUGCGGAGCUUCAACAAGGCCUGCGGAAAAGGAUCGAGGGUGGUGACGUAUCGGAGGUGAACGGCAAAGGCAAGGAGAAAGAAGGCGAUUCAAUGGAGAUCGAUAUCCGUCAUGAGACUACCACUACAACGACCUCGACAACUACUACUUUGGCAUCUGUACCGUUAGCUACCAUGGGCGCCCGCGCUGGCGGCCUAGCCUCUCACGAAGAGCGGGAAAUGUCUCGCCUCCUGUCUGCUGCAGUCAACAUUACUCUGCAGAAGAUGGAAUUGAAGUUGAAUUACUUUGACGAAAUGGAAGGUAUCCUACAAGCAGAGCGGCGCGAACUUGAGAGAGGCCGACAGCAGCUGUUCCUGGACCGCCUUGCCUUCAAGAAGCGGGUCCGAGAAACAACGGAUGGGUUAAAGACGGCGAAUGCCAACGGUGGUGACCUCAGAAUGGCAAUGGGUGUGGGUGCAAACGGACUGACUUUCACGUCGGCGCCGGCCGUGGGCUCUGUGCAGCCUCUCAGUAGUGAUGGCAACGUCAAGAGCUACGAGGCCUAG